Messenger RNA from Acytostelium subglobosum LB1, 912 nucleotides. RefSeq lists its product as hypothetical. Gene Ontology annotation, cellular component: endoplasmic reticulum membrane. Gene Ontology annotation, molecular function: fatty acid elongase activity. The transcript has 5 exons. NCBI's taxonomy places the organism in Eukaryota, Evosea, Eumycetozoa, Acytosteliales, Acytosteliaceae. The annotation marks the transcript as partial. Gene Ontology annotation, biological process: fatty acid elongation, polyunsaturated fatty acid; fatty acid elongation, saturated fatty acid; very long-chain fatty acid biosynthetic process. The record is from RefSeq and is a predicted model, not a curated record.
AUGGAACUGAUGAGCCAACUUAUCCCUUUGGACUACUUCAAGUCCUUGCUGCCAACAGAGUAUAACUUGGAAACGAUAACCAGAGUUGACUUUUCCAAAUGGGACUGGAAUCAGCUCAUCCCAUCCAACGACUUUGUCUAUCAGGAGGGCGUGACACCUUUCUCCAACAAGAACUUUAUCUUUAUGUGCAUUGCUGUCUACCUCUCGAUCAUUUAUGGUACCAAGCUGCUUCUGAGCAACCCAAAGACCAGGGGCUUUAACCUGCGUUGGUUCUCUGCCAUUCACAACCUAAUCCUUUGCGUUUGGUCAUUGGUCAUGUGUGUUGGAAUCACCUAUGAUGCAUUCAACAUGGCAAUGAACACUGAGUAUGGCAUCAAUGGUAUCUUUUGCUCGCCAAAGUCCAACCCAAUCAGCGGCAGAAUCUACUACUGGCACUACCUUUACUUUGUCAGCAAGUUCUACGAGUUUAUUGACACUAUCAUUAUUGUCUUGAAAAAGAAACCAUUGAUCUUCCUCCAUAUCUGGCAUCACUCAAUUGUUGUAUUGAUUGUCUGGACAUGGUUGCCUGAGGGUGUGGCCUAUGGAAGUGUUGGCUUGUUUGCCAACACUCUAGUUCACGUGUUCAUGUACUACUACUACUUCCGCACAACGCUCAAUCCUUCGGUGCGCAUCUGGUGGAAGAACUACUUGACGUCUGGCCAGCUGUUCCAGUUCACCAUGUCCUUUGUACUGUCGGUGCCCUACCUUUUACAGGACCUUGACUUUGGCGUAUCGCCCAUUGGUCACAAGUGCGUCGGAUGGGGUCCCUUCAUGUUCACCAUGUUCAACAACCUCUUCUUCCUGAUCCUGUUCAUGAACUUCUAUAUCAAGACCUACAUUGUCAAGGGCAAGCCACAACCCAAGAAGACAAAC